AUUGAACAGAUAUAGAAUCAAGGCAUAACCUAAAAUGAAUGCAAGGUAUACUAUCCUAACAUUAAACGUAUUAUUCUAAGAAAAAUAACAUGUGUGUGUCAAUAGUAACAAAAAUUGCAAGAUUUGUACUUUAAGUACACGUGCGGAAUCAUAUAAUUACAGGGUCUGGUUCAACAUCAAUUUUGGCUCAUUUAGUUAUGAAAGUUACUUCAAGAGCUCAAUAAGUGAAGACUUUUAAGAAUAAAGUAAUUUCAUUGACUGUGUAAUACGGCAGGAUAUGAGAAAAUACAUCAUGGCGUACUCUCUCGGCUAAAGGAUGGUUUACUUACUUAUAAGAUACAUUUUAUUCCCCGUAUAAGAAAAAAGGCUCAAUUGUUAUAAAUAAUGUUUAAAAAAUAAAAGUAUGAAGAUUUCAGUAUUCGUCCGAAUUUAUGAAAUUAAAAAUUCAUUAUUCAAAAAUAAAAGGUCAUGUUAUUGAACAAAGUUGCUUCAGUUGCUUCCGGGAUACGUCACGAAUACGUCUCUGAUUGGCCAAAAGCGAAACAUGGCGGCCAUCGCGCCAUCGCGGCGGCCAUAGCACGAAGUAGUGUUGCUACAGUUACAGUAAGAAGAUUACCCGAAAUGUCGGGAGAAAAUUACGACUCGAAAGGAUUAACCGGAUAACUUCAGUGAAGAGAAGAAAUUAUUUUACAAACGGAUUCGACUUGGAAGGCAGUAAUGAGAAUUUUCUUAUAAGAUGAAUGUGUAAUUAAGUCAAACGGUCAUACUGAACUGUGUAUAGAUAUAAGUCGGUAAGAAUUUUGUCUUUGUGUUCGUAAUUAUAUUGGAUUGAUUAGUAUAUAAGCUAGAAGAUCUUUUCAGGGAUAAGAAGAGAAGCACUAGCCUAUGGUAUACUGCAGGUAUAUCUUAUAAGUCUUAUAAGACAAGCGUAAAAUAAGAAGGGGCAGAGGAAUUUUCCGCUUUGAAUUUUACUUGAUACAUGUGUGUUAAACUUAAUUAGAAUUAAGAUUUUAGUAUUAAGUAUUUGUAUAAAAGUAAUAACGAUGCAUCUAAAAGGACCGAAGAAGAAACAAGUUACGGUUAGUUUAUUCGUUAAAUAUGUCAGAAAUCAGGGAGUUCUGACUAAGGCUGGCAACACUAAUUCCCGUAGAGAAUACGCUUUACUUUGAAACUUUGUUUACGGAGAAGCUGCAACAGCGCUGGUUCCCAAGAAGUUUGCAUCCAGUUUAUAGGUAAGAUGCAGUUGUUUUGUACAAUUUCAAGUGCUUUAUAGAAGAAUUAAAUUGGUGAAUGAGUACGAUUAUUGAAAAUAUGUGUAUUUUACGUCAUAGGAAGACAAAAACACGAACCGGCCUCCGUGAACCAUCACGGACUCGACACAUACCACCGGAUUAGACGAGAAAAGAGAAAAGAAAUUCCUCGGACAAGAUGGACGAGAUUCUCUUAAUCAGACUUCGAAUCACCAGUGAAAAAAUUGGUGCUGAAUUGGAAACAAUACCCAGUACGGUUCGGUCAGAAAACAUAGGACAGGCUCAGGUCGUCUAUAACAGACUGCAAGCUGCAGUGAAUAGGCUCAACGCUAAUUUAUCAGAAUACUUUCGUUUAGCUACAACUCCUGCAUCAGAUGAAAUUUUCUUGAUUAGUGGCCAGCAGCUUUUAGCAGAAGAGACUUUAGCAGAACUCAAGGCGAAGAUCGACCAAGUCACCGUAUCCCGUGAGACCCAGGAAAAGCCGCCUGAAGUGAAUUCCUCUUGUCGACUACCGAAACUCCAACUACAGGUUUAUAACGGGGAUGUGCUUUCCUGGUGCGAAUUUUGGGAUAGUUUUAGCAGCAAUAUCGACUCAAGAAACUUACCUGAUGUAGACAAGCUGUCUUAUCUUAAAACUUCAGUGACGGGUGAUGCUAAGAAAGCUAUUGAUGGCCUGCCUACCACUAACGGAAACUAUAAGAUAGCGGUCACUCUACUAAAGGAACGUUUUGGCAAGAAAGCUCAUCUGAUUGAUGCCCACUAUGCUACAUUAUACAAAAUCGAAGCGGCAAAAAGCAUUAUCAUGGAUAACUUAUCCGCCUGACUUACCUAAUAACUUUGGAAUCGCCUUUGGGCGUCUGUCAAGUUUACUGAAGCGCAUGGACCAAGAAACCUUAAUGUCAUACGACGAUACAUUUAAACAACAAUUAGCUAAGGGUAUAAUAGAAGUCGUACCCACAUCAGGAACGUCAACUGGUAACGCUAUUCACUACCUACCCUUCCAUGGAGUACGUCAUCGAGGAAAACCUAUGCGAAUCGUGUAUGAUGCUAGUUCCAAGAGUAACAAGAACACCAAGAGUCUGAACGAGUGCUUAUACAGAGGACCACUCAUGCUUGAAGACCUUACAGGGUUACUCAUCAAAUUCAGGACACAUCACAUAGGAUUGACGUCCGACAUAGAAAAGGCGUUUUUACAGAUGGCAUUACACGAGAAGGAUCGUGACGUUACCAGAUUCUUAUGGCUUAAAGAUACCUCUAAACCAGUAUCUCAGGAUAACCUACUUUACCUAAGAUUCUGCAGAGUUCCAUUCGGCGUGAUAUCUUCACCGUUUCUACUGAAUGCGACUAUUAAAGAACAUUUAAAUAAUGCAGAAGAUCAGCAUGUCAGGCAGAAAGCGAAUGACAUAUACGUAGACAACUUUGUUUCAGGCUGUAGUACUACAGCUGAAGCAAUAGAGCUUUACAAAAGUUUAAAAGGAUCUUUUCAAGAUAUUUCAAUGUCACUCAGGGAUUGGAGUUCUAACUCCGAAGAAUUCAUGAAGAUGGUCCCUGAUACAUGUAAAGAAAACAAGAUAAAAGUACUUGGCUUAGAGUGGGACAUAAAAAAGGACACCCUCCAGCUGAAGCCCAACCUCCAAGAGGAAGCAGUCACAAAAAGAGGAAUACUGAAGACUAUCGCAUCAAUUUAUGACCCGUGCGGUUACGCGGCACCUCAUACAUUAUCAGCUAAACUUUUUCUGCAAGGACUUUGGAAGGCCGGAGUAUCUUGGGACUCACCAUUAUCAAGCGAGCUAACAGAAGAGUGGAACAUCAUCCGACAGAACCUAGAAGUCAUAGGAAAGGUAUCGGUGGAUAGAUGUUACAUGAAGACACCAACGGAAGCGAAUUACCAACUGCACUGCUUCACAGAUGCUUCACUACAAGCCUACGCAGCAUCGGUGUUUCUAGUCUGUGGCUCGAAGAAAAGCUUUAUCAUGGGUAAAUCCCGUCUGAUACCAACCAAGGAUCAAGAUAACCUCAAGAUACCCCGUCUAGAACUUCUGGGAGUACUGAUAGGCUGUAGACUGAUGAAGUUCGUCCUUAAGUUUCUGCAACAGAAAAUAGUAAGACAAGUCUUAUGGACCGAUAGUCAGAUUGUCAUCGAAUGGUGUAAGUCUAACAAACUACUUCCUCCCUUCGUUGCCAGACGAAUAGAAGAAAUCAAGACAAACAAAGACCUGGAGAUAAGAUAUCUACCAUCAAGCUUGAACCCAGCAGAUGUAGGCACAAGACCCCUUCGUGCAGAGGAGGAUAAGGAGAAAUGGCUGAAUGGUCCGCAGUUUAUAACAGAAGAUCCACAGAAAUGGCCAACCACAUCCGGCAGUGAGCCAACCAGUUCUCUUCUGACAGGGGAGGGUCUUGGGUUCCAAGAAGACAUAGAGAUGGUCGAUAAAGAAGAUCCAGUUGUUAAUGUCAACCCGAUGAAAACGGAGGAAAUUAUAACACCAAAUGAAGUGAUAGGAAAUAAUCAGUCAACAGACGACAAGCUUCAUAAAUUAAAAGAAAUUCAAGCUAAAUAUUUUCCUCUAGAGGUAGAAGGAAAAGAAACCAAUCUAAGUCGAAACUUAGGAGUAUUCAAGGACAUUGAUGACCUAUUGAGAUGCAAAGGUCGUAUGAAAAACGCAAACUGGUCGUUCGACAAACGAUACCCUAUACUCAUACCAAAAGAGUCAGAUUUCACGAAGGAAAUUAUAAUGAAAACUCAUCAAGAGAACAAACAUGUAGGUGUCAGCCACACGCUUGAUAAAAUAAGAGAAAUGUAUUGGAUUCCUCAAGGAAGAAGUAAAGUCCAACGGAUAUUAAAGGGAUGCCCUGAAUGUAUGAAACAUGAUGGAGGACCUUAUAGACUACCAGAAACCCCUGCUCUUCCUAAAGAGAGAGUCAAUUACAGCUCUCCUUUUACGUACGUUGGAACAGACUACCUGGGACCACUUCUAGUUAACAACGGGAAUGGCAGUUGUAAAAGAUGGAUUAGCCUUUAUACAUGUUUAGCGGUAAGAGCCAUUCACCUGGAAGUGGUAAAGGAUCUAACAGCGGAAGAAGGUCUUCUGGCCUUAAAAAGGAUGAUAUCAGCGAGAGGCGUGCCUACCUUAAUUACAUCUGACAACGCAGCUCAUUACAAGUUACUUUCUGAAAUUCUUCAAGACCCAUAUUGCAUAGAAAAGGAGAUUAAAUGGAAAUUCAUACCGCAACUAGCCCCAUGGCAUGGAGGAUUUUACGAAAGGUUGAUUGGCUUAACCAAGAAUUGUAUGAAGAAAACCUUACAAAAACACUUAUUGAAUGACAGCCAGCUGGCAACAACAGUUAAGGAAAUAGAAGCAGUACUUAACACAAGACCUUUAACCUACGUGGAUUCAGAACCUGACCACGUAUUAAAACCCUCAGACUUUCUUACCAUGGGAAAAUGUAUCGUAAUGGAAACGUCGAGCAUGGAUCCUAUUACGUCACAUGGGACAGUAACCAAAGACAAUCUAAUUAAAGGUUGGAAGAAAGCGCUCAUCAUUCUACGAGAAUUCAAAGAGAUGUUUGAGAACAGGUAUCUCCUAAAUUUGAGAGAAAGAUACUCCCAUCAUCCUAAGGAGCCUAGAGUGACUUCAAAAUUAACGCCAAAAAUAGGUCAGAUAGUGCAAAUAAAAGGCGACACGAAGAAUAGGAUCAAUUGGAAAGUUGGGAAAAUAGUAUCUUUAAAGGAAGGCGCCGAUGGUUUAUGUAGAGUAGCCACGGUCCAAGUAGGAGAUACAAUAUAUACAAGAUCUAUCGCGCAUCUCUACCCGUUAGAGAUCGAAGAUGGAGAGGAACAGUGUAAACAAACGUCACAUGAAGAAAGCGUAGAAGAAUCUGUACAGGUUCCUGACGUCCCACAUCCAACAAGAAGGGACGACGUGAUGAAAGAAUCCACUAACGACGUUCUUAAGACUUCUGAGCAGAAAUCUUAUCAAUUAACAGAAUUAAACGAGUCAGAAGAAAUACCGUCUGAUUCAGUCUUAUUAGAGCCUGCAUCUAGUCAGUUACACGAGCCUGAGCCUAAGUCCAUACCCGAACCAGACCCACUCGCAGUCAAAGACAUGACGUUCUGCGAGAACACUGAUCCUGAAACGCACCACCUAGAGAACAUCGCGUCGGCUGAACAUCACGACGAGUCCAGACCUAAGAGAGCAGCGGCGCUUCGUGCUCUUGAGAAGAUUAAGGAGUGGACCAGCAACUUAGUCGCAGUUUUGCUGCCUGUAGUGGGGAGUGUCGCGACCAACGCGAAACUAUAGAGCCCCAAGAAUAUUCCCCUGCGGCAACACUGGCGGCGCCCUCUGGGUGGAGCCAUAAUCACGGAGUGACAAUCAGCCGCCGUAACAUAAAAGCAAGCGAAGCAGAUCAGAGGCUCACCUGGCCCCGAGAAGGUUGGGACAGCGUGAGCGUGGAUGAGGAAUCAUCUAUAGAAAUGUCAGGUAUGUAUACCAUGCAUUCUGUUUGGUGGUCAGUAUAUAUAUUGACCACACACACACAAAUAAGUUGCCAUCCUUCUCCUUUACGGACUCGUAAAUGUACCGUAGGCGGCUAGGAGAGGGG
Leguminivora glycinivorella is the source of this 5849-nucleotide messenger RNA. RefSeq lists its product as uncharacterized. Gene Ontology annotation, biological process: DNA integration. Gene Ontology annotation, molecular function: nucleic acid binding. The coding region runs from base 2003 to 5548 and encodes 1181 amino acids. NCBI's taxonomy places the organism in Eukaryota, Metazoa, Arthropoda, Insecta, Lepidoptera, Tortricidae. The record is from RefSeq and is a predicted model, not a curated record. The transcript is spliced from 5 exons.